AUGGGAUUCGUAUUUUCAAAAGUUUUUGGCAGAUUAUUUAGCAAGAAAGAUAUUAGAAUUUUGAUAUUAGGUCUUGAUAAUGCAGGAAAAACUACCAUAUUAAAUAAACUCCACUUAAAUGAUGUUGUUCAAACUAUUCCUACCAUAGGAUUCAACGUAGAAACAGUUACAUUCAAAAAUUUAAAGUUUUAAGUUUGGGAUUUAGGUGGUUAAAGUGGAAUUAGACCUUACUGGAGAUCUUAUUAUCCCAACACUAACGGCAUUAUUUACGUAGUAGAUUCAGUAGAUAAAGAUAGAUUGGAUACAACUAAGCAAGAACUUCUCUCUAUGUUACAAGAAGAAGAAUUAAAAGCUGUUCCCUUGAUGGUUUUGGCUAACAAAUAAGAUUUGGCUGGUGCAUAAAGCGAAGAAAAAAUUUCAGAAUUUAUGGGAUUAACAAAUAUUAAAGAUAGACAAUGGUCUAUUUUCAAGUGCUCUGCUUUAACAGGACAUGGUUUAAAUGAAGGAAUGGACUGGUUAGUCAAUGUAUUAGAAUCAUAAAAAUGA
Molecule: messenger RNA, 546 nt
Organism: Tetrahymena thermophila SB210
Lineage: Eukaryota; Ciliophora; Oligohymenophorea; Hymenostomatida; Tetrahymenidae
Product: ADP-ribosylation factor(Arf)/Arf-like (ARL) small GTPase family protein
Exons: 8
Biological process (GO): intracellular protein transport; vesicle-mediated transport
Cellular component (GO): Golgi apparatus; cytoplasm
Molecular function (GO): GTP binding; GTPase activity
Source: RefSeq, a predicted model, not a curated record